ACUCAAGCCCUCCGCCGUUCACAACCAUGAAUUAAAGUGUACAGUUGAAGCCUUUCUUUCUUGCGCUGCCAAGUGACUGAAAGAGCUCAGACCCAGGGUUAGGGCAAUAGCCCAUCAGUCACACUUCAAGAUGCCGUCAGCCGGAAUCGUGUACGAAGGGGCCUUGGCCAAUCAGACUCCGGAUGGGAACAACAACCAAACUCCAUCCGAGGGCACUCUCUUCAAGGGACUCAAGUUUUGGAUCUCCCUAAAAGUGCCAGCUCGCCAGUCCUUAGUUGAGUCAGUCAAGGCCCAUGGAGGGAAAAAGGUAGAACUGGAAAAGAAUGCAGAUAUUCUCAUUGCAGACCAUGCCAAGAAAAAUCUUGCCCCUGCUGGCUCUCUAUCUUGGAAGUACAUCACAGAUUCCAUCAAUGAGGGUCAGCUGGCCGACAGAGACCUUUACACAAUCGACCAUGCCACUGCCAAGGGAGUGCGUCCUGGCGGCUCAGCCACGUCUACCAAGAGCACCCGGACCCCUUAUACACCACAGGACGACAACCUCCUGAUUCAUUGGGUCUUGGAGAAGGAGAGGUCAGGCGCCUAUAUCCGCGGCAACCAGAUCUAUAUCGACCUUGCCGAAAAGUACCCCCGACACACAUGGCAGUCAUGGAAAGAUCGCUUCAAGAAGCAAUACGAUCAUCAACACAGGCACGGUCUAGCUGAACUGCUUCCUCAUAACUAUCAGCCGCCACCACCACCAGAUCAAGCCCCUGCACCCGUCCGCAAAGAGGAGAAUGUCAGACCCGGCACGCCUCCCGCAACAACUAGCACAGUACACACACCAGCCCCAGACCGCUCACAGGCUGUGUCUGCACCCGCCACCGGCAGAGUCACCUUCACCCAAGACGAUGACCAGGAUUUCAUCGGAUACCUCAAGCAGAUGAAACGGCAAGGAGAAAGCUUACAGGGGAACCUCAUCUACAAAGUGUUCGCGGAGCAACACCCACGUCACAGUUGGCAGUCUUGGCGAAACAGAUGGGUUGAAACCCUACAGGCUACAACGAACCUGGACGAAGAUGAUCUUGCCGCCCCGAAUCCUCCUGAGCCCAGCCUUCCUAGGCCAACUCCAAGGGCUACCGUUCACCCCCAAGUAAAGGCGACGCCUCAGAGUGCUGAUCAAGCCGCGCCUAAGAGGCGAAUUUCAGCAGCUGUGCAUAGAACGCGUCAGGAUGUCCCCACAAAGAGCUGGAGCUCACCCAUGGGCCCUGUAAAAGCUACAAUAACAAGCUCUGCACACAAACACUCCCCGCCUCGCUCGACACCUUCGCGGCUCGAAGAAAUAAACAAGCGAGCUCGCUUGGUUCAUGGAGAAAAGAAGAAGAUUAAGAGUGCUUCUAUCAUUCAACGAGCCUGGCGAUCUUACCAGGCCCGGAAACAAGACCCCGAGCGGCAAAGUUUAAUCAUGUUCCAGGCUCUUGCACAGGGUGCUUUGGUCCGAUGGGCUUGUGCACCUGCCUUUGAGUCCCAGUCUCAGCAGUAUAGUGAGGAUGAAGGGUCCGUUGAUCUCGGACACCCACUUGAAGAGGGAGUUUCGGUGCCCACACAAACACCGAGAGAGCAGUUCUACGUAUAUCUCAACCGGUAUAAAGAGGCCAUUGAGGCCAAUCCAGUCACUUGGGUAACAAUUGGGGGUAAAGCUGUUGACAUGUGGGAUCUAUGGACGGCGGUUACGGAACAGGACGUGCCUGCCAAUGCACGGGACUGGCAAGAGAUUGCUGAACUGCUGGACUUUGACUGGAUCGCCGAGCCAGAUGUUCCCAACCAGCUACAAACAGCAUUCCAGGAACACCUUGCUGAAUUCGAAAACUACUACAAGGAGUUUCAGGAAGCCCAAUCAUUUGAGCUCAAUCAAGGGACAGACGAGGAUAGCGAGGAAGAAGAAGAAGAAGAAGAAGAAGAAGAAGAAGAAGAAGAAGAAGAAGAAGAAGAAGAAGAAGAAGAGAGUGAAGAGGUGGACAAUGACAAAAUUGAGGCGGAAGAAGAGGAGGAUGAUGCUAAUGAAGCAGAAGACACUACCCUACGUCAAGACCCCAAUACCACCGAGUUUAGGUCCUCUCCACCCAUUCCCAUCAUAGGGGCCCUCAAAUCUUCAGGGGCUUUGAAGAGGAACUCUGAUCAGAUGAUGACCUCCCCGCUGGACAGAAUGACAAGUAAGCGACCACGAUACGAUGUGGAGGACGAGGUCCCAGAAUCGCCGCCUAAGAGAUGGCAAUCUCCGCUCCCACCAAUUCUGGAAGCAACCUCCAGGCCAGAACUGGCUGCCGAUGUCGCUCUGAUCAACAAAGACAACGAGGACGAUGCUGCUGACGAUAUGCCCAUCCUUGGAGAUGAUGGGGAAGACGAUGGAGUGGAUGAGUACAGGGAGGAGGAUGAAGACCCGUUCAUCACACAGCCACAACAACCCUGGCAGCCCACAGUGGAAGAGGCUUCGUCCCUACGAUCUUCUUCAGCCUUUAGAUCGCAAGAGCUUUCAUCAGCGCAGAAAAAAUCUGCUACUCAACCAAACUCAAAGACACAGGCCCAAUAUAUCUCCUCUGACUCGGAUUCCAAUUCAAGCAGCGACGCCUUCGGCCCGCCUAUCGACUCUCCUCGGCCUCCUCCCGAGCAAAGACGCUCUCCCAUUCCUGUUUCUGUCCCUCGCCCCUCCAUAGAAAUCCCAACAGCUCGCAGACAACUUCCCCCAAGAGAUACCGCACCUGCCUCUCGUAGCCCCCCACCUCGCUUCCGUAUUCCCCCCGAUCCCUACGCCGCAGACGACGAAGGCAGCAGCAACCUGCGCCGUACAUCACCACGCCAAAUCCAACACCAGGCACAACCACAAGCAUCCUCUCAUGCCCCUCCCCGACCCUCUGCUUCACGAUCCUCCCUCGCAGCCCCCGCCGGCCAUCAAGACCGCCACCAAAAACCACAUCCGCAAUCCACAGCCCCACCAAAACCAUCACCUCACACCGGCCGGGACCUAGGUGACGGCAUUGCCUCGGAAGAUCCCUUAGCCAUCAUCAACCGCUACCUCGCCCGUGGCUACAAGCAGCGGCACUGCAUCCGGGGCAUGCGGGCGACAACGCACGAUCCUCUUGUGGCCGGUAGGGCAAUCGAUGCGUUGGAGUCCGGAGGGGGGUUGCCGGAUAAUGUGCCGGGGAUUUGGACAGAGAUUGACGAUGACGGGUUGCGAUUGCUUGAGAGGUGGGAGAGGAGGAUGAAGAAGGGGAAGAAGAUGGAUGAGGAGGCGAAAGAGGUGGAGAAGAGAUUGUUGGAGAAGCAUGGACGCAAGAGGAUGAAGUUGCGAAUGGAUUUCUUCAAAGAGUUGGAUGGGUUGGGUAAAUCGAGAAGGAAAGAUGAUAGUCGGUACUUGAUAUGAGCUUAUUUGAUGGUGUUGUUGUUGUUGUUGGAUUACCCAGGUUGCUAGGAGUUAUGAGGGGACUAAAACUGUAAGUGAACUUUUAUUGUGCAGGUACUAAAGGAACAAGAGACGUUGGGCAACUUGGAGAUAUUCCCAACCUGGAGGUAUCUAUUCACGCUCUUCCCAUGAUGUC
Molecule: messenger RNA, 3572 nt
Organism: Neurospora hispaniola
Lineage: Eukaryota; Fungi; Ascomycota; Sordariomycetes; Sordariales; Sordariaceae
Exons: 2
Coding region: 131-3397 (1088 amino acids)
Biological process (GO): regulation of DNA-templated transcription; telomere maintenance via telomere lengthening
Cellular component (GO): shelterin complex
Molecular function (GO): telomeric repeat DNA binding
Source: RefSeq, a predicted model, not a curated record